UUUUUUUCAAAACAUGAUAUUAGUGUCAAGUGGAUGUGCAUCAUUCUCGAAUUGAUCUCUCGCUUAUAGAUAUCACUAGUCCUUGGACAAUAAAGAUUAUAGAUACCCCAUGUCACGUCUCUGAUUGAAAAACUGACCCAAUUAUAUUUCAGAAGGCCUAUUCGGAGCUGACCUCGAUCCCAAUAAAAAGGGUGUUGCACUACAUGGAUAUUUCUAUUCUAAUCCUACCACAGUGCUAGUAAUACAGCCACUGCCCUGAAUGCGUCCCAUGCCGGCGAGGUUUAGCACACGUUUAAGCGACAAGUCCCAUUUAUCGUUCUGUAUUUAGACAGUGUGCACUGAGGACACAUUGAUUGUGACGAACAACUUGGAGUAGCUUACAUUUGCAUCUGAGUGUUCCUGUGUGGAGACCAAUAUACAGAUUUGAUGAUAUUCAUCAGGCUAUAACCCUGGAGUUCGCACACCCUUUUUUCUUCAUUUUGUGUUUUGCUGAUUAUGGAGCACCGUAUUUUCUAUCUUGGACAAGGACCACUGGAUGUGUCGAUGUGACAGUUAUACCAAUCACACGUUGUCGGGCUUUUGGGCGUUUCAAUUUGUCGUUGAGCAAUCAUGGUUAACCCACAACUGUUUUGUCACAACCUUUUAGAAAAAUAUGUCUUGACGUCAAAGUAAGACGGUCGAAAACACGAUGCGCAUUUUGCUUUGCAUCACGGACAGAAGCUACACUCGGAUUUACAAUGUGGUAUAGCUGAAGACAAAGUUCAUCAUGACAGAAAAACAAGGCACCGGGUCCUCUCCCCAGAGAGGGACAAACACGAGAAUGCGUGACAGGCUGCAGGCCAGCCUGGCGGGACUGGAGGAGCUGAAGAUACUGAGGGAUCGUCAACAAUCGUUGGUCGAUGAUGCCAAAAGCAUGAUGGGUCGCAAUAAGACGAGGAGGCAUUCGUUUCAAUCUCAUAACUCGCUUUUGGAAUAUAUCAGACCCGAGGAGUUAUCCCACAAUCGACGGAAUUCCCUGAGUGUCGUCCACGAGAUUGACAAUGAGAGGCAAGAAAACGCUACGCAGAACAUCGUCGAAACUUGGCUGCAGACGGCAAACACGAUGCAAAAACAAAUGCGAAAACCCGAAUUUCAGAUCCGAUCUCCCACGAACUCUGAUACAAAAUCUUCAAAAGACAGUUCUUCUUCAAUUUCUCCCCAGAAUUCGCCCCGAAACUGUGAUACGAACGCCCAAUCAGAGUUCGCUUGUAAAAUUUCUCAAGAUCACGUGAUAGACUCUGAACCAAUCAAAUCUGAGGAUGUUGUUGAUGGGAUGGACGUUUCUAAAAACUGUGAUAGGUCUGAAACGGAUGGUGCUCAGUCUAGCUUAGCCGACGUUGCCUUUGAACAAUCUGUGGCUGAAAUUUCUGGUUACUCUAGUUGCUCGCCUCACCGGAGGUUUAGCUUGGAUGCAUCACUCUUGGCCGAAAUGCAGAGAAAACCGUUCAAGUUGCCCUAUGGUGCGAGGCCGCGUGAUAAACAAACUGGUGCUAAGGAUAAACUAGACACUGAAGAAGUCAUACCAACUGAGAUAAAUACUGUUUACGAGAAAGAGAAAGAAUCAAAACAAAUUACCAAAGAGGAGAUUGCUGCUGACGAAAGUGUGUCUACUCCCGUGCGUCUACGCAGACGACAGAGUUUUGACUAUACGUCCGCACGAGCCGGCCCUCCUCCACUGAGUAAUUUACAGCGCCGUUCUAGUUUCUCCGUUGGUGUCGCACCUUCCGCGCGAACGUCAUAUCAAAAAUCUUACACUCUCUCUGGUUGCAAAACAAAGUUCAAUUUCCCUAGUCCUUUGCAUGCUGUGCUAAUGAACAGACAAAAGGUGGUGCUCUCUGAAGAUAAUGACUGUGCAGCGAGUUCGUCGGAGUCUGAUACAAUGGACACGUUCUCCAGGAGUUCAGAUACCUUGUAUGAUACUGACAGUCAGGUGCAUGAUGGACUGUAUAACAUUCUAAGCCAAGAUGAUUCGCCGGCAAAACAAUCAAAAAAUUCACCGCGGGAAGAUAAGGCUACCCUGCGUUAUAAGACCUUGGCGCGUGAUGCCGGCAAAGGAGACCUCGCAACGCAAGCUACGCAGAGGCAACAACCUCCUUCAGAGUCUCCUGCAGUGCCAGCCACAGACCGUAGAAGGGAGCCAUUUGACUCUGCUAACAUGGGAAACAUCCGCGCCAUUUGUAACAAUACUCGGCGUGCUUCGGCGGGCGAAGUAAUGCGUGGAAGGGGCGUGUCUCACCCUAACUCGACUGAAGUAAUUGCUCCUCCACCUCCAAAACCACGACUACGAAAAAGUGGAAAUGUUCUCUUGGAGGGAGGUGUUCCAUCUAGAAGCGAAAGACCAAACCAAAGGUUUGAGGCUAGAAACACGCAAGUGCAAUCAAGCGGGCAAGUUAACAACAGUCCCCGAUCGCGUGGAAGCGUCGACUCUGGGAUGAAUUUCUACAGAGAUGGUGGUAAUGUUCUUCGGUCACGUGGUAGCAUUAACUCCGUCGUGAGCGCCUUAUCCAGUGGGGAUAUGCCUCGUUCCGAUACUGAGCCGUCUGCGCAUUCGACGCCUCGUUCUCGCUCGCCGGAUUUUCCACAGAAUCGGAAGCCGGCACCUUCAUCAAGUCUAUCUUCUGUGUCAACCCCGCAUCUUGUGGACAAGGGUCCACAGGUUAGCUUGACGAAAACCCCGCGAGAUUCAAACAAUAACGGAACAGCUGAAGAUAAUCAUGAGUUGAGGAACUCAGAUGAUAGCUUAAAGUUCAGCAGGUGUGGGUCUCCGGACUCACUCUUUGACAGACCGCCUCCGGUCCCCGAAAAGCGCUUCAGCCUCCGGUCGGACGCCGCAGACUCCGGGUUUAUGAGUUCCUGCAUGUCGCUCCUGACAACAUCGAGUGGUUACUCUUACAAACCAAGAGGAAGCUACGAUGCCAAGUUAAGUAUCGCUUCUAUAGAAGAAGGGUAUAUUUCGUCGCAGUCCACGGACAGCCCAAAGGAGAAUCGUCACAGCCACAAGCUGAGUAUCCGAUCGGACUGUAGCUUCAUGUCCACGGGGAGCUCCUACUUCGCUGAAGACGAGCUCAGUGACGACGACCACCACUAUCACAACCACGGUGAGGAGAGACCUCGGGAAACUUACUCUAGGGUUAACUCCGGAGUAUUGCCAGGAAAAGCAUCACGGAAUGCUGAGGUUAAUCGUAUAUCCUCAGUUUCAGAAGCAAAGCGCUUGGAUACCGACAGUAAACCUACUUUAAGGAAGAGUACCUUGGCGAGCAGUACUCUUUCUGAUUUUCGCCAGAUUCUCCACGAGAAUAAGAAGAACCAAAACAAAUCUGGCAUCAUGCCGCCCCAGGGCAGACGACACUCUCUGCCAAUCAACGCCCUCUCUCCGCAGAGUGCGUUAAGGCAGAAGUACCUCGUCUGCUACAACAAUGAUAUGGCACCAGUCCAGGACUCCUCAAUAUGAAGUUAUAGUUGAAAACCAUGAACAAAUAAACAUAAAGGUCUCACUUAACUGUCUUUAAAACUUUUUCAGUAGACCAAAAAAGUCAUCCAUUUCGUCGUUUAAGUCUCGCAAAAAAGAUGCUGAAAUGAAAAGAUGAUGAAAAUCCCAUCAGUUUAGUGAGACGGUUUGUUACUCUAUGAUAAACAGCUGUAGGCGCUCUUGCGGUAGUUUGUUUCCAUGAAACAGUUGUAUUGCGUACAUUUUAUGAAAAACUGUAUGGCUUUUGUUGUUAUAUACCACCUGAAGCUACGAUACAGCUUGGGCUAGAGCUUCAGUUAUCAUCAUCCAAGAAACCAUUUUGUCAUAAAAGUAAAUGUACGGCAUUUUAUUUGUUACUGAAUUAUGAAUUAGUAUUUAAUGUGUAUACAUGUAAAUCAUUACUUUGUGAUAUUAUAAUGUUUGGGAGUGAUUUUACCGGCGAACCUUCACCAGAGCUCAUCCAGUGCACAGACACAAUGUUUCCAUUUUCAUUGCACCUCACCCAAACGGAUGUUUGUAGCCAGUCCAAGCAUCAAUGUUGGUAGAGGGAGGCCACUCACCCGAUCAAGCCUUCAUUUUGAUAUAGAACCUGCCACGUUCGUCUGGGGCACGACGCCAGCGCCACGCAGUGCCGGAAAAGGACCCAUAAAUCUCCGCCAUGAUAAAGAUAGGAAAGAUAGGUCAUGAGACGGACGUUUCGUCGUGCCAAAAACGUUGCUGGCAAGCCCUGUAUUGGAGAUUAUGAAGUAUUAAGAUGCGUUGAGUCUUCAUCAUCAGACGACAAUAUUCUGCCACCUAUAAUCUUCCUUACGUGUAUAUCUUGGUCAACUCAACCACAGUUACAGUGCCGGCAUAUGUAUAUUAUUGUCUAUGUAUGUGUAUCAUUAAAUGGUAAACAAGAUUAAAUUAAUGUAUUUCUAA
Messenger RNA from Lineus longissimus, 4429 nucleotides. RefSeq lists its product as uncharacterized. The record is from RefSeq and is a predicted model, not a curated record. Bases 767 to 3490 code for a protein of 907 amino acids. NCBI's taxonomy places the organism in Eukaryota, Metazoa, Nemertea, Pilidiophora, Heteronemertea, Lineidae. The transcript has 2 exons.